Pedinophyceae sp. YPF-701 is the source of this 921-nucleotide messenger RNA. The record is from the annotation of a GenBank genome assembly. NCBI's taxonomy places the organism in Eukaryota, Viridiplantae, Chlorophyta, Pedinophyceae.
AUGUCCCAGGUCGACCCAGUUCAGCUCAAGGCCGUGAUGGAGGAGGCCGUGCAGAAGGCCAAGCGGCGCUGGGAGGGCGAGGCCGCCCUCAGCCUGAACGCCCUGCGGCUCGAGAACCAGCUCCUCAAGGCGGCCGUAGCGGGCCUCAGAAGCCCCUCCGAAACCUACGCCGUGCCACAGACGGCAGACUUGACCACGGGGACGGUUCCGGGCGACCAGCCGGAGACCCGGGCCCUGCACGUCGCUGCGGCGCUGCGGCUGCAGCUUUCAAGGGAUCGGCCCGCCGCUUGCGUUCCAGCGGAGUUGCCCGCCGGCGAGACAGAUCCGACGACGACGACGCUGAUCGCGAUAUCCGUGCUCUGCGAGCCCACGCGGAAGCUGCAAGACGUGGAGCACGAGCUCAUCGCUGCCAGCGUCGCGCGCCUCGCGGCCAGCGCGCCGCACGCGCAGCAGGCACUGCGCGUCCUCGUGGCCGCAGCCGUCGCGUCCAAACAGAGCGAGACGUGCGCGCGGAUCACACAGAUCGUGUCGACCACGCCGUGGGACAUCUCGGCCAUCCUGAGUGUCGUGCCCGCUGCGCUCCAGGCCGCCGCAGCGCAGACGUGCGAGGUGGCCGCAGCUUCGGGCGAAGAGCAGUCGUGGUCCGCGUACAGCCGCCUCGGCGACGUUCUGUGGCUCUGCAACACCCUCCUCCAGCGCGCACUGGCACUGGCGCGCGCCGACCCCGGAGACGCGGGCAGCGGCGCGACGUCCGCCGCGGCACACCUGCACUCCGCAGUGGGCGCCUUGAACGAGCUGCAGGCGGCAGGGGCGUCCGUGAGACGCAGAUUCCCCCUGGUAGCUAGGUCGGUCGAGGACCUGCGCCUCAUGCUCGCGAGUCUCGUGCAGCAGUGGCACGACGGCGACGAGACCAUGAUGUGA